Molecule: messenger RNA, 330 nt
Organism: Parnassius apollo (apollo)
Lineage: Eukaryota; Metazoa; Arthropoda; Insecta; Lepidoptera; Papilionidae
Source: the annotation of a GenBank genome assembly
AUGGAUAAGAAGAUAGUGCGCAAAGGGCCGCUGCCUGGGGGUCGCCAGGGCGCGUCUGGAGCUGGCGCUGGACGCGGCAGCCGAGUGCGAGGAGCUGCACGGUCACCUAGCAGUCCUCCACAUCCAUCAUCCCCACCAGAAGGCUUGGUGUCGGCUGGGUCUUCUCGGACUCAGCAAGCGGCACCCACUGCUGGUGGAUCACGUCGCAUGCGUUGGUCACAAGCAAUGAAUACAAACGCACUGCGGGCGUACUUUUACUCCACCAGAGGCGGGUGCCGAUUGCUGGGCCCGCGAAGACCCUGCCGACACCAAGCCAGCUGGUGGGGAUGA